GUGACGUCACCUGCGUGUCCCGCUGCGUGGUCGGUUUCCUGAGGACUCGGAGAAGAAGAAGAAGAUGAAGGCGCUGAUUGAUUGAUUGAUUGGCGGUGAUCGGGUGAUCGGGUGAUCGGUGUCUCGCCGCGAUGCUGCAGUGGAGCGCCAGGAGUCCUCAGCUCUGGCACGAGCUCGUCAACCACGAGGUGUGCGUCACGAGUCGAGAUCAGCAGCGCUUCGAGGGACGCGUGUUCACGGUGGACCCCGUUUCUGCCAGUGUGGUGCUGCUGAGCGUCCAGGAGAACGAGCGUCCGUCGGUGAGGGGGAUUCUGGGUCACGCGGUGACCGAUGUCCAGAUCCUCAGGAGAGGAACGGAGGAAACGGAGCGUCAGAUGAAGAGCAUCUUCCUGCCGGACCGAGCACAGAUUCUCAGCGCGGAGGAGCUGAAGUCACGGCGGGAGAGUCUGCGUCUGUGGCUGGAGAAGAACCGAGUCCCGGUGACUGAAGACGGGGAGAUUCUGCGUGUGGCGAACGCUCUGACCAUCAGUGCCCCCUACAGGCCUGGAGACUGCAGCAGCGCCAACGAGAUCAUCCUGGCGCGCAUUCAGAGUCUAGUGCAGAGCACCCCCGGAGCAGAACAUACCCCCCAGUCCCAGACACAUCAGUGAGGCUUCCUCCAACCUGUGAGAAGAUCCCAGGACAUUUGUUCAGAUGUUAAAGCACAGUUUUCAGAAUGCUGGUGUUUCCCUGCUUCUGUGUUACACAGUCAAUGAUAUUUUGAGCUCUUGAUACAUUGUAAGUCAUUGCAUGUUAUAAUAAAUGUUUCCCGAUGAAUGCAUAAACCAAGACUAUGCUUUGAAUCAUUUGCUUUGCAAAAUGAAUCACUUUUUCAAAGCACUCCAAGUCUGCUGGACAGAACGGUGUAAAUGCAGUGAAAACAGCCCAGACAUGUGCAUAAAAACAGUGUGACACUGUCAGAAAACUAUCGUAGGCUAUCUUUGGUCGCAAGACCGGGAAAACGCCCGUCU
Messenger RNA from Sinocyclocheilus grahami, 1010 nucleotides. Its product is annotated as gem (nuclear organelle) associated protein 6. Bases 132 to 650 code for a protein of 172 amino acids. The transcript has 2 exons. Gene Ontology annotation, biological process: spliceosomal snRNP assembly; spliceosomal complex assembly. The record is from RefSeq and is a predicted model, not a curated record. NCBI's taxonomy places the organism in Eukaryota, Metazoa, Chordata, Actinopteri, Cypriniformes, Cyprinidae. Gene Ontology annotation, cellular component: SMN complex; nucleus.